Messenger RNA from Clonostachys byssicola, 906 nucleotides. Lineage: Eukaryota; Fungi; Ascomycota; Sordariomycetes; Hypocreales; Bionectriaceae. The record is from the annotation of a GenBank genome assembly.
AUGGCUUCUUUUAAAAGGGUGGCUCUUCUCGGUAAAGGUCUCCUGGGAACUGCCGUCCUUGAGGAGCUAGUCAACGCCGGGUUCGACGUUACUGUCCUGAGCCGGAACGCCUCUGCUGUUAAAGAUCUCCCCUCGGGUACUAAGAUUAUCCAGGUGGAUUAUUCCUCCCAAGACAGUCUUGUUGAGGCACUGCGAGGUCAAGAUGUCGCAGUCGCCACCUUUGGAUCUGCUGCUAUCGUUCAACAGCAAGGAAUCAUUGAAGCCAGUAUUAAGGCGGGGGUAAAGCGCUAUAUCCCGGCUGACUGGGGUUCCUUGACGACUGAUCCUAAAGCACGAUCCCUACCCAUCAAUUACCCAUUGAUCCAAGUCCAAACGCUCUUGAAAGAGAAGGCUGAUGCGGGUACGCUUGAAUACACGAUAUUUUCUGUGGGGGCCUUCCUCGAUUAUGUGCUGGAUUUCCCCUUCAUCCUUGAUUUAAAAACCUCUUCGAUUCAGGUUUAUGACAAUGGCGAGCAUCCUUUUAGUUCGACCAGCGUUCACAGCAUUGGACAGGCGAUUGCCGGAGCCCUAAAGGCUUCAGAUAAAACCAAGAACCGAAACUUAUUCAUUCACGAUGUUGUCUUGACCCAAGCCAAGGUUUUCGCUCUCGCAAAGAAGUAUAGCCCACCUGGAGUUCAGUGGACGGAGACUCGGCUUGAUGCGAAGCAAGAGUUUGAGCAGGCUCUUAAGAACUUGGAGAAGGACCCAACCGACUUCAACCUGAUCUUCCCGUUGCUUAAGGCCUCGCUAUUGGGUGGUCAAUUUCGCGCGGCCUAUCCUCAGGUUGACAACGAGCUCGUUGGCCUCCCUCUGCUGACGGACGAGGAGCUGGAAAAGAAAUUUGCGGCAAAGUUCCAGCAGGUCUGA